GGAAUUCUUUUGAUAGCGCCCUUUAAUAUAUAUACCUUGGUACGCAGCAGAAAACCCAAACAGGACUAGCGGCAUGUUGGCUCCCCACCGCCUUUCUUUUAUCAGAACCUGGACGCCUUGCGCCCGAUCUUGACCAGAACUUAUCCAAACUACAAUCCCAAUCAUCAACUCUUCGCCGCUACCCAACGAGCUAUCAUCUAACACGAAACAUCAAGUGCCACAUAUUCGCCCCGCCACCUUGUAGUAAAAAAAAUAUAGUCGCGCUGUCGGCAUCUUGCCUUAGGCUCAUCCAAUACACCUGUGAUCGAGUCCUUCUCGAUCGCCGGCCAACGCUCAUAUUCCGCAGCUACGGCUACUAACGAUGAGGCAGAGAAGACAAAUAUCCCGACUGCAGCCGCUAUGAAUGAUGCUGAUGCAGCACUGUCGUUGCCAGCUGUUCCUCCCACCAAUCGUGACAAUGAUCGCCACGUGGAACCCAGCUUAAAGCUUGCCGAAAACAAAAUUCCAUUACAGGCGCCUCCUACCUCUGACAAGCAGAAACCAGAGGGGGAGAGUGGUGGUAGUGGUAGCGACGAUACAGUCAGCAUAAAAGCGGACUCAGAGGCGGAAACCAUCAUCCAGUCGGGGCGGGAGGAGCUAUCGCCGGAGAAAAAGAGAAGGUACAUACAGCACAAACGCGAUAGGAGCCUGGGGAGAGCUGAAGAUGAGAGGGACUUUGGAGUCGCAUCGUUACCCGAAAGUGGAAAACCACGAAAGCGACUGCGGGUAGAAAGCGAUAAUGUGGAUGGUAGAUCUCUCAAAGUGCGUGACCCUGGCGAACAGACUUCGCGAGCCUCAUCUCCACCAGGGGAAACGAAGUACACGAAACAGAAGGAAACUGGAGACUCAGAAAAGACGUCUGCCACACGUGGUUUAUCCCACUCGCGUUUCGAUGGAUUAGAGGGGAACAAAAACCGCCAGUCGACGAAUCGUUGGUCAAGUGAAGGGGUUCGUGUGGAGGAAGGAGAGCCCCGCCGCCAUGGCGACCGUCAACAUGUAUCAGAUUCAUCCCACAACAAAAUUUCCGACGAAACAUCAAACACGUCGCAUUCACAACACUUAUCUAAGCAUCGUUCCACAUCACCAGCUUAUCGUUUACACCAUAGAGUUACAUCGGGAUCGCACUCAUCUAUUGAUAUCAAAAAGAGAAGACGAGCGCGACCGCCGCCUGCGACAGAUUCACGCCGCCAAGUUUCAGAGGACCGAGAGUCUACUUCGUCUUCCACCAGUGGAUCUCCUUUACCAUCUGCUUGUCUGCGCAAGCUAGCUUCUAGCGAGCAAGCCGCGAUAUCACCCGCAAAACAGAUGCAGGUAAAGAAACAACGAGAUCAAAAUGGUCGGACAAGACUUGCAAGGGCCUGUGCGAUGCAGGAAGUCGAGGCUGCGAAAGCGCGCCAUGCUGAGCGCCCAGAGGAUCUAAAUAUUUCUGACAACGCGGGGAACACGCCACUUCAGAUCGCUGCUCUUGAAGGCUGUGUAGAUAUCGUUAAGUUCCUAAUCGAAGCAGGAUGUGAAAUCGACACAAGGAAUAUUGACAGAGAUACUCCCCUUAUUGAUGCUGUGGAAAACGGCCAUUUGGAAGUUGUGAAAUUGCUUUUGGACGCGGGCGCCAAUCCUCGUCUCGGUAAUGCGGAGGGCGAUGAACCGUACGACCUUGUCCCGUCCGAUAGCCAGAACUACGAGGAAAUGCGAAAAAUCAUAGCGGAAGCCAAAGCCAAGGGGCAACGACGAAAGUCUGCAGAUCAAUCUGUUCGCGCCACUUCUUCCGGCAGGGAUCCUUCAUCGCGGGGCGCAUCGGCAGCCAGUCCUCGUGAUUCUCCCCCGGUUCAUGGCCAGCGAAGUCCUCCUCCACCUAGUCUAGGAGCUCGUAGGAGAACCGUGAGGAGUGAGGCAACAAGGAACGAUUUGUUAUGGACAAAAGCAACUCCGGAAAAUCUUCGAGAUUUUGCUGCUAAGGGGGAUAUGGCUGGUGUGGCAAAUAUCCUUAACGUGGGACAAAAAGCUGAUCCCGAGUCGCUAAUUGCCGCUGCGAAAGGUGGACAUGACGAAGUCUUGGGGAUUCUGUUGGGCAUGGGCGAUCCAGACCCGGAUCCGGAGCCGCUAUUAACUGGUAACCACAAUAAACCGGGGUAUAACACUCCCAUGCUCGCUGCAAUCGGCAGAGGGAACACUGCGGUUAUUCAACUCUUACUAGACCAACGAGGAUUUGACCCCACGCGUCUUGACCGCCGUGGCCGAACAUAUUACGAAUUAUCAAGAGAACGUAAAGGAGAUCACUGGGAAAGAGAGUAUGAACUUUUAAAACGAGCAUAUGAUAACCAUUUAAGAACCCUCAAGAACCGCAGGCCUGAUACGAAAUCUCCUCGAAGGGUUCGUGAUAAAGACACAGAUGUGAAAAAGCACGCUCGACGGGAAUCGUCGUCCCCAGCUCCUCCAUCGCAACGAAAAGCUGCCAGAACAUCCGAUUCGGGUCGCCAAACUGAACGUUCCACUCGGGAAACAGAUCAUGUAAAGGAAAGGAGGAAGCCUGAAGCUGCCGGCCAUGAGAAGGAUAAACGAGUUGCAUCCGGGGGGAAUCGGUUGAAGCCGCCAAACAGAGAAAGCAGCAAUCUUGACCAGUCUGCAGGCGGAUCUGACCAAGAAACACGCCCAGACCGUAAAUGCCCAAAGGAUUCUGUACCCUCUCACAACGGGGAUGAGCCUGUCAAGCGUCGGCGCCUCAUUGCGGGCCGGCCUCCUGACCGAGUGAAGCGAAGGGAGAGCCUGAUGUCGUCUGAUUCACUUUCUAGCCGUGAGGAAACUAUUAAACAACGGAACGAGCCUGCAAACCCUGACGUAAAGCCAUCUAAGGAGGCGCCGCCACGGAAACGUUCUCGAAACAGUGUAUCACCAGAACCAUCACAGCCCCGUGGCCGUCAACACAAGGAGGACAGUGUUCGUGACGCUCAAAAUCAAAAGAAGCGGAGACGCGUCCAGUCUGAAGAGAACGGUAUAUCUUCCUCCAAUAGCAGUGCAACACAGAAGCCUCUGGAACUACCAGUACCUCCCUCAAAAACUCAGCCGAGGCAGAAAAACAAUGCCCCCAAGUUAGGCCACGAAAAAUCUCGUGGUGGUGAUAACGAUGUAGAUAAAGAGUCUUCUGCUGCACAAGGCCCAAUUCAGGAACGUCUACUAGCAAACAGGACCAAAGAACUCUGAGCCGCACAUCAAAGACAUCCCUAUGGAAGAUGUUGGU
Molecule: messenger RNA, 3274 nt
Organism: Blastomyces gilchristii SLH14081
Lineage: Eukaryota; Fungi; Ascomycota; Eurotiomycetes; Onygenales; Ajellomycetaceae
Exons: 1
Coding region: 400-3237 (945 amino acids)
Molecular function (GO): protein binding
Source: RefSeq, a predicted model, not a curated record